AUGGUGGCUUCCGGUGCAAACACCACCGUAGUGUGCCUUCUGUUGGCUGUGUUUAGCAGUGUGCAGUGUUACGAACAUUUGUCCCGGCAUGGGAAUGCGUUACUGUUCAAUCCGGAGUUUGAGUAUGAGAGUGAUUUUCGGCACGAUCUCGAGCAUGAACUGCUGCCGCAUGAAGAACGAUCUUACUAUUAUCAUGGCGAACCGGAUGCGGCAGAACACGCGUUCCAUCAUGCCGACUACAGUCUAGCGAACCUACGACCAAUUUCACCAACACCUGCCUUUACGCUGGAUCCUUCGUACAUCUCGCCGGCAGACAUUGUGCCAGCGCGAGCCAAACGUGCCAAUCGAAUAAGGAGUAAGUCAUCAUCGAGGCAGCGGAAGCGUGAGCAGAAGGAAAGGGAAUUGUUACCCGAGGAACGGGAUGACGAUGACGAGGAGGAGGAGGAAGAGGAUGGGGGCGUGGAAAGGAAUGACCAAGGCAACUCCGGUGAAAGCACCGACGUGGACGAUUACGCCGAACGGUACGAACAGUUUAUCGCCAAACAUUUUGAAGAUUUGGAAAAUAAGCGCAAAAAAUCGGCCGCUCAGCGCAAGGCACCGAAGAACAAGAAACCGUCCACCGAGGAAGGUGACGAUGAGGACGAUGACGAGAAGGAUGGUGAUUACAAGUUUGAUCGGUUCGACUACUCCUCGUCGGAGGAUUACGAGCGCAUUAAAGCAGAGUCCGAGGAGCAAAGUAGACGACUGGCGAAAGAUCCGGGCAACUGUCGCACGUACGAGAAGGACGGUAUGGUGUGCAGCGUCUGUCACGAUCCGGCCAGUGACAGUGCAUCGGAGAGUUGUGCGUAUGCGACUGAACCACAUCACCGGAAGUACGCGUACGUAAAGGAACGUAACUAUGACAGCAAGAAAGAUGAUCCGAACCGGGAGAAAGCGACCGAAAGCGCUGACGAGGACGAUCACGACGAGCAUGAAGCCGACCGGGAACAUACCAGUGCCGAAACGCGCCCAGAAAGGCAGACGGAUAUUGCAGGCAGCUUAGGCCCAACGCCGGUUCCCAAACGGGUUCCAACACGUCCACUUCGCAAGCCAACACUUCGCUCGAAACCUCACCAAUCGGCCACGAACGGUGGCGGGUAUCGUUAUCAACCGAUCGAUCUGCGGUCGAACCGUGCCAACAUGAAGCUAACAGUGGCGAAGGACAGCGAGAACCUUCCACCACCCGGCAAGGGGGAAGACAUUUACGUGAUGGACUAUGCCGACCAGGACGAGGUGGCGAAAGUGUUGGCCGAGUUUAAGGCACGCGAUUGGUCCAACUGCCGCAAAGAGUCUCGCCUGGUCGCGUCCGAACCCGUGCGACCGCCACCAUCCAUGGCCGGCGGUAAGCUGCGCAAGCGGAAGAAGGUUGUGGCGUUGACCCGCCAGGACCUGGCAGCGAUUGAGCCGGUGCCGGCUAAUGCGGCGAACGGUGUGCCACCGCCGAAGGAGAAACAAACCGUCAAGCGGACGGUUUCUUUCCGCAGUUUCGUGACCGGUUCGGGCAGACCGAGGGAAACAAUGCCGUCGAUCGGUGGACCGGAUGGAGGUGAACGGGUGAUUCACUACGAGCAUCACAUUUCCCACGAAGUGCCGUGA
This is a messenger RNA of Anopheles maculipalpis, 1635 nucleotides long. Its product is annotated as probable serine/threonine-protein kinase kinX. The coding region runs from base 1 to 1635 and encodes 544 amino acids. The transcript is spliced from 2 exons. NCBI's taxonomy places the organism in Eukaryota, Metazoa, Arthropoda, Insecta, Diptera, Culicidae. The record is from RefSeq and is a predicted model, not a curated record.